GCAAACAGCACGGAUAGAGAGAAAGCCUGAGCAGCAUCCCCCCCUAACACAUUUGGGGAAAACUUUAAACUUCAUGUCCCUGUGAUUUCUGACGUGGGAGAACGCAAUGGACCUCCACAAGAUCAUCCACAAUGCGCUGCACGAAUUUAUCCAGACUUUUAUUCCCGAUGCAGAUCUCAGCACGCUGGAUGAUGUUCUUCUGUCCUACAUCACUGGAGUCUUGGAGGAUCUUGGCUCUCAGCAAGGUGUUGAGGAAAACUUUGAUGUGGAGGUCUUUGGAGAGAUGCUAGAAGCUUAUAUACCUGGCUUUGCCGAAAUUGAGAGUGUCAAGGUCUGUGAGAUGAUGUUCAGCCUGGCUUCAAAACUCGCCACUGCACGGAUUACAGCUGAUGAACAAAAUGGUGUAUCUAAAGCAAAGACAGAAGAAAUUUCACUGAAACUGACCACCAUGUCGACUGAACCUCCACCUGGAAGAGAAACGCAGUGCCUUAAAAAUCAGACAGAGGGCGCCACUGCCAAGCUACCAGUGUCUGAGUGGGAGGCUCAGGAGCAGCACCUCUUGGAGAUGUUUCCAAAAUGCAGUCUGUCUGAGGCUCGCAGUGCUCUGUCUAUUGCCAAAGGAGACAUGGAGGAAGCUGUGCGCCUUAUCAUAGAGGGCGACGUCCAACUCAGCCCAUCUCCUCUUAAUGUCAACCAAGGGAAGAGUAUUUCCUCCCAGGCAGACCACAAACUUAAAGAGAGCAUCCUUGAAAAGUACAUGUUAGUGGACAGGGAGGAUGACAAAAAAACACACCGGCCUGUCGCCCCCAAAGAUGCUCCAAAGAAGCUAGUUCGUUACCAUAGUAACCAGGUGGUCACCACAAAAGGGGAGCGAUAUCAGCUUGUUAACACCAACGAGACAGAGGACAUGAAGAAGACGUAUGUCAACCUCAAGCCUGCAAGAAAGUACAGAUUCCAUUGACGACCAGCACAACACUGUAAGAGCAGCUACUGACGUUUUUGUUUACACUAUUUAUAAUUUAUUCUGUUCAUUUAGCCUCAGUUUGUGAGAUUGUUUUUCCCUAGUUAAGGGCGGUGUUUGUUAGCGAGUCAGUGGCUUAUUUUUCUUUCAAUUCCUUACCGUUAAAUGCCUUGGUUGAAACUUUAAAUUACUGUAGUGUUUCAGUUGCAUUGCUUUUCAUUUCUUUGAGAGCUUUUGGAGAACUGUGCGAUGUUCUGGUGUGGGUGUUGUGACUUGUGUUCUGGUUUGUGUAACAGCCUAACCUCUUUACUUUUUGCCAUCUCAGCAGGUCUGAUGUUGCACUGACAGUGUUGAUAUUUUAAUGUCUAAACUUUUUUUUUUAUCUUGCUGUUUUAUCUUCUUUUGCUUUUUUUACUUGUACUUUUCUCAAUGAGUCACAUAGAGAUUCAUGACCACAAUAACAAAGAUGAGUCCGUUAUUAUCCAUAAAUAUGUUCUAGUGGUGCUGUAACGUUUUUUCUGGACUAGACAAGCCGCAACAUCUUUUUUUUUUUUUACAUGAAAAAUCAUUGACGCCAAUUUGAAUUAAAGAUCUAUUUUUACAUCAUACAGACACAUUGCUGUGAACAGGUUUGGUCAAGCCUUGUGUUUUGGACAGUUUGUUGUGCUACAAAAGGGUUUUGAAACGAACCUGCUGACAUUCAGGUUUUUUUUACUGUCAUGUAUCUUCAUUUAAGUAUUUGCUAUGCCACUUACUGUGUUGAACACUUCAUAGGACUAAUGAUGAACCGACAUCACUGUUUACUUGCAAAGACUAGACUAUAGCUGUUUUCACACAUGCAGUCCUAAACAUUUUAGACAAUUUCAGCCUGCCUUUCCCUGAAAUCUUCUUGAGUAUCUUGUUCACUCGGCUCUCAUAGAGGGAAGUUUUCACUGUCAGACAGGGAGGGUCUAAGGAGUAGGCAAUAUUUUAAUAUUUUGGAAAGAUGGCAGACAAGCGACAGAGUGCAACGCAAUGAUGAUAUCGUUUGCCUAUUUUAUCAGUGCUACAUGUAAUUGGACUUAUUCAUGAGCAGAAACAUAAUUAAGACGUUUCACUACGUGCCUUAAGAUUGCAUUGGUCACAUUGGCUCACGCGACUUCAUAGGAAAUUUAACACAGGGGCUGACGGGAAUAAUUCAGUUUUAAGUCGGGGUGAAAAAUUCAGCUGUUUCUGUUCACACUUGCUGCUCAGCCAGAUAAUUUCUGCAAAAUUUCAGGAGCUUUGUGCACGUGUGAAUACGGCUAAUUGCUCAGUGCAUGAUUUAGUUGAACUCAGUUUGAGUUAUCUGGAUUCAGCUGAACUGUUUUUCUUUGUCUGUGUUGCAGAUUACAGCAAUAUAGUCCUUGUCCUUAUUGCUAUAUUCACCUACAUGAUUAUUCAAAAUGUAUUUUAAGUCCCCAUGAAAUGGAACUUUGAGAGUAUCUGACUGCCUUGUCGUGAACCAAUCACAAGAUAGAAGGCGGGACAUAAUGUUGUGAUCAGUUUAGUUGGAUUGAAUUGGUCAAGAAAUAAGUCAACGGCCCUAAAUGCAGGACGAGUCAUCAGACAUUUGAAACGUUUCGCAGAAAGAGAAAAUACGGUUAUUUUGGAUGUAAAAAUACCCAGAUAAUGCUUUAUUGAAAUGUAUUUAUACAUUUCAUGGGAACUUUAACUUAAAGUUGUGUUGCUUAGAAUAAGUGAAAAGCCUUGGGCAGCAUAGGAGGUUAAAUAUUUGUGACACAACUGGACCCUGACAACUCAAGCGUACUGUACUUAUUUUGACAUGCCUUAAAUGAAACUGUAUUACUCAACAUUUAUAGAAAACACUGUGUCUCUACCUGCAAACUCUUUUGUAGCACAACAUACUGACCUCACAGGGGGUUUACAAACUGUUACAGCACUGUUAUCUUUUGGCAUAAUGAAGAAGACUGUGGUCGCCCCAUAAAGGUCAAGCAUGAUGACAUGCUGCUGGAGGACUUGAUCUCAAAGUGAUUUCCUAAAGCACUGCUUUAUUUUUGAUAUAGAUGUUUAGAUUUCCAAAGUCUCCUGCUUCUUGUGAAGAGGCCUGUAGUGUGUUUUCAGGUUCUGUAUACAUGAUGUUACUGACGUGUUCCCUUAUCAGAACUCCAUGCAUCUCAUCUGUGCUGUGUGGAUUUUUGCUUCGCUUGUGACUGUUAGUUGUGAAUAUUUGAUUAUGAUUGGACUCCUAUUUUUGAUUCUUGUUAGUUAUAUAAUAGGAUCAAUUGAUUGGUUAGUUUUCAUUACUAUUUGUGUUUCUCUGCAUCCAUUUGGAGCAGCUAUAAGCUAUUGUUUUUGAGUGGUGGUGUAUUAUAGUUUUCCUGACUGUAGGUGUAAAACAAUGGAGUGUUAUUACCGAUACUUGUCAUCAUCAGAAGCAAUGUUGUCUUUAAUAAGAAUAUGAUGGCGUUAUUGUAAAGCUUGAAUGGAUAACUUCAGUUCAACCCUGCGCUUUGAAAAACCUCUGACGCACAAUUUAUAGAAAAUAAAACUAAUUUUUGUAGAUCGUU
Messenger RNA from Labrus mixtus (cuckoo wrasse), 3510 nucleotides. RefSeq names its product CUE domain containing 2 (gene cuedc2). The record is from RefSeq and is a predicted model, not a curated record. Bases 107 to 961 code for a protein of 284 amino acids. Lineage: Eukaryota; Metazoa; Chordata; Actinopteri; Labriformes; Labridae. The transcript is spliced from 9 exons.